AACCUUAAGUCAAGAGUCUGGAAUGGAUGCUCUUUUUAAAUCAGUGGAGGAGACAGCUGAGCCCUUACAAGCUGAUGUCAAAGGUCAAAUCCCGGAAUGGCUGAAGGGCAGCUUGCUCCGGGUCGGUCCUGGAAAGUUUGAAGUCGGCGGCCAGUCCUACAACCACCUGUUUGAUGGCCUGUGUCUCAUUCACCGCUUCAACAUUGAGGGUUCAAAGGUGACGUAUCAGAACCGUUUUCUGCGGAGUGACUCGUACGUUCUGGCCGAACAACAGAACAGGAUCGUCGUCACCGAGUUCGGAACAAACUCUUAUCCAGACCCCUGCAAGAACAUCUUUUCAAGGGUGUUCUCCUACUUCUGGGACACGUCUGUCCCCUCAGACAACUGCAGCGUGAACCUGAUGCAAGUCCGAGAUGAGAUCUACACCAUGACGGAGACACCGAUGAUGAGGAGAAUUGACCCUCAGACACUGGAAACAGACCAGGAAAAGGUGGACCGUUCCAAGUAUGUGGCCUUGAAUCUGAUGACUGCCCACCCCCACACAGACGCAGAUGGAACGAUCUACAACAUGGCAUCACGUUUUGGAAAAGACGGCCUCUUUGGCCUGGUGAAGAUGCCCCUUCCCGAUGAAGGUGAAAGGAACAACCCAACCCAAAAGGCGUACAUGGUUGCCAGUGUCCCGCAGGAGAAUAAGAUGAGGCCGAGUUACUUCCACAGCUUUGGUCUGACUGAGAACUAUGUUGUCUUCGUUGAACAGCCCAUGUACAUCAACGUGUGGAAACUGAUGUUUUCUAAAUUCAUAUCAGGAAAAGCAGUGUCUGCUGCCAUGGAGUUUGACAGCAGCACUCCGACACGUUUCCAUGUGAUUGAGAAGCAGACAGGGCAGGUGUUACCCACAGUGUACCUGUCUGACUCCUUCUUCACCUUCCACCACAUCAACACAUACGAGGAGGAGGGACACCUAGUGGUGGAUGUCUGUUGUAACGAGGAAGGAGACAGCGUCACCAGCUUGUACCUGGAAAAUCUGAGGGGCGGAGAAGGCACCCUACGUGACAGUAUGAUUGAGGCCAGACGCUAUGUCUUGCCUCUUCAGCCUACUGAGGCUUCUGACCAGGAUAAUCUUGUCAGUCUGGUUGACACGGAGGCUACUGCAGUUCUUCGAGAUGACGGGACUGUUUUCUGUACACCGGAAAAACUUUGUCCAGGCACUGUGGAGCUCCCCCGUAUCAACUACGACCGCUACAACGGGAAGAAAUACCGCUUCUUCUAUGGAAUUUCAGGGCAAAUAGAUCUGCUUGUAAAGGGUGAUGCCCAGACCAAGUCGUCAAAAGUGUGGAAGGAGUCGGGGUGUUACCCCUCCGAGCCUGUCUUUGUGCCGGCACCAGGUGCCACUGCUGAGGAUGAAGGAGUGGUGCUGUCCCUGGUGGUGAGGUCGUUGACCGGUGAGGACCGGGCCGUGUUCCUGCUGGUCCUGGACGGACAGACAUUCAGCGAGCUGGGGCGGGCCGAGGUGCCCAGCCCCGCACAGGCCUGCAUGACCUUCCACGGCAUCUUCCUGCCUCGUCUGUAAAGCCUGUUAGAGGCUAUC
Molecule: messenger RNA, 1588 nt
Organism: Branchiostoma belcheri (Belcher's lancelet)
Lineage: Eukaryota; Metazoa; Chordata; Leptocardii; Amphioxiformes; Branchiostomatidae
Product: beta,beta-carotene 9',10'-oxygenase-like
Exons: 11
Coding region: 23-1570 (515 amino acids)
Biological process (GO): carotene catabolic process; retinal metabolic process
Molecular function (GO): beta-carotene 15,15'-dioxygenase activity; carotenoid dioxygenase activity
Source: RefSeq, a predicted model, not a curated record